AUGGCGCGGAUCACGCUGGAGGACCUGGAGCGCCUGGACGAGGAGCCCGCGGCCGCCGGCGGGGACGGCAGCGACGGCGAGGACGACCGGGAGGCGGAGGCGCGACUGUUCGCCCACUGGGGGGCCGUGGCCAGCACGCACCGAGUGAGCCUUCCCCCAGACAUGGCAGGCCCGAUCGCCCAGAUGGCCAGGCACAGGCAGGCUCGCGAGCCCGUGCCGUACGUCUCCCUCUCGCAGCACGGGAAGUGCGAGGCCGUGGCCUACGAGGAGCGGCGGUACCCUGCUGGGAAGUGGGCCUGUGUCACCAUGGGGGAGCCCAUGUAUGAGCAGAGCAUCUCCAUGAGCUUCAUGAAGCUCAUGCGCUACAUCUGCAAGGAGAACUCUGUAGGUUGCCAUCUGGGCAUGACAAUCCCAGUGCUCAACGAAAUCCACCUGACCAAGGAGGGGACCGAGCUGGAGCGUGAGGUCCUCACUGCGUAUUAUCUCCCAGGAGCGUUCCAGCAAAACCCCCCCGUUCCUAUGGACCCCGAAAUCCACAUCACCGAGAGGGCACCACUCCGGGUUAUUACCAGGGUGUUCUACGGGAUGACCACCGAGGAGACAAUUCUGCGGGAGAUCAGUCUCUUCUGGGAGCUCUUGGGCUCCACAGACGCGGUGCUGCGGGAGACCUACAUUGUGGCUUCCUAUGAAAACCCCGGCGUCCCUCAGCGCCGCAAUGAGAUCUGGUUCAUCUGCCGGGCCGAGUGAGUCCCCUCCGUCACCGCAGCCAGCGCGCCACCGGCCCGCUGGGGGUGGCAGUUCCGACCCAAAGGAGGCGGGGCGCAUCCCGACCCGCUGUUCACCCACACAAUGACAGACCAAGAGACGCUGGGGUGAGUCCCCAGCCUGCCCUGCAGGGGUCCUGCCACGGGAAAUGCUGCCUGGUGUGCGCUUCACCUGCUCCCACAGCUGAGGCUGGAGCUGGCACCAAGGAUGACCCCUAAGAGCAAGCUCUCGAUGGGAAGCACACGGAGUGGGCUUGUGCAGUGCGCUAGCCUGACCUGGGCUUGCAGAGCUGUGCCAGGGAGGCUGGUGGGUCUCGUGGUGGACAGCAUCACAAGGUGAGGGUGUCCAAAAGGCAAAUGACUGUACAAGACGUGGGGCUCAGCAUGGCCUCCGGCCUGCUUCCUGUGAGAAUGGCUGCCUGUCCCGAACAGAGCCAUUGAAAUGCUGCUACAGAGACAGUCAGGUUCAAGGGGGAAAAGGGCUUGAAUUCAGGCGUGAAUCCUGAAUGUUUCCUGCUGGGGUGAUUCUCUUUGGACUGCUGGGUGCCUCCCUGGCUGUCACUCACAGUUCCUCAGCCAGGACUCGGGCGCUGGCAGCCUUUGUCCAUCCGUUGUGGGUGCUGCUUUGCAGACCUGCUGCGAGCUGAGAGGGGCAGGUCCUGAGAGCAGCAGCAGCAGCACUACUGUCUUUUCAUAGUGUGAUUUUCUGCGCAAAACCCGCACCCUGGCCGGGAUGAAGUAAUGCUUUAAUUCUCUAGCACUAAAAAAUGCUGUUGGAGUGUUUGGGUUUUGGUUUUUUUUCUGCAGUUCCCGUGGAGAGUUUGGGUUUUGGGGUUUUUUUUUUCCUGCAGUUCCCAUGACACUUCUGCUCUGGCCAGCAUAAGCUUGUGUUGUAUUUUGCAAAGGCAGACAGUUCAUUUUCCUCUCCAUGGCAGGCAAUGAUAUUCCUGCACUAUUGAUGUACUUAACUAAACUUGCAAGAACCUAUGUGGCGAGUGUUUGAAGUGCCUUGCAAUUUUGCAGUAAAGCUCCCAUAUUUCAUAUGUAUUUUUAUUUUUUUUUAUGGCAUACAAAAUCAUCUUUUGCUUGCUAAGCUAGGAGUAAUUAUUUAUUUAGUAAGAGUGUCAAUUAAUUUGAAUGAAAAAAAAAGGAAAGCCUUUAAUUCCAAGAGUAAAAAUGCAGUAUUUCUAAGGAGUUCUGCAUGUCUUUUGUGCUUAUAUAGGAUAUUUCUGUAACAUCUUUGAAGCUGGUACAUGUUGAUAUCUGAUUUUUAAGUGUACACAGCAUGAUAAAUCAACUACAGUCUAUGUCUAGGAAAAAAUCUGCAAGCGAUUCUCUCUCGUUUGUAUUAUAGAUGUAUUAUUUUUAUAUAAUAAUAUAAUAAUAAUAUAAAAUAUAA
Hirundo rustica (Barn swallow) is the source of this 2163-nucleotide messenger RNA. RefSeq names its product heme-binding protein 1-like. Lineage: Eukaryota; Metazoa; Chordata; Aves; Passeriformes; Hirundinidae. The record is from RefSeq and is a predicted model, not a curated record. The transcript is spliced from 5 exons. The coding region runs from base 1 to 747 and encodes 248 amino acids.